CCAGGAAAAUCUGACAUAAAUCCAACGGUUGAGAUCUAGUCUUCCACAAGUUGCUCCACCUAUAUAACUACCCUUUCGUACAUUCCCUUCUUCCUCGCUCGCUUGCAUUCUUCUUCUCCACAAACACAUCACACAAUCACAAACUUGGUUUUUCCCCUCUUACACAACAAUGUCGACGGAGAAAGAGAGAGAGACUCAGGUUUACAUGGCCAAGCUUGCUGAGCAAGCAGAGAGAUAUGAAGAAAUGGUUGAGUGCAUGAAGACCGUAGCGAAACUUGAUGUUGAACUAACUGUGGAAGAGAGGAAUCUCCUCUCAGUGGGAUAUAAAAAUGUCAUUGGUGCACGGAGAGCUUCUUGGAGAAUUAUGUCUUCAAUUGAACAGAAAGAAGAGGGUAAGGGAAAUGAGAACAAUGUGAAACUGAUCAAGAGUUAUUGCCAAAAGGUUGAGGAGGAACUGUCCAAAAUUUGCAGCGACAUUCUCACAAUUAUUGACCAACAUCUCAUUCCUUCUUCCACCACAGGAGAAGCUACUGUUUUCUACUAUAAGAUGAAAGGUGACUAUUAUCGAUAUCUUGCUGAGUUUAAGAGCGAACAAGAUAGGAAGGAGGCAGCUGAGCAGUCACUGAAGGCAUAUGAGGCUGCUUCCGCAUCUGCAAGCACGGAUCUUCCAUCAACACAUCCAAUCCGUCUUGGACUUGCACUCAACUUCUCUGUUUUCUACUAUGAGAUACUGAACUCUCCUGAAAGGGCCUGUCAUUUGGCUAAACAAGCUUUCGACGAGGCAAUUGCGGAUUUAGAUACCUUGAGUGAAGAGUCAUACAAGGACAGUACUUUGAUCAUGCAAUUGUUGAGAGACAACCUUACACUUUGGACCUCCGAUUUACCUGAGGAUGGAGGUGAAGAAGUCAAAACAGAAGAAGCCAAACCUGUUGAACCAGAGCACUGAAAUAGCACGCUGACCCUGGACGCUGUAGUGAGGCAUCUAAUAGCCCGGCUGCAAAGAGAGCAUUUUUCAGCUUAUCUUGCAGCUCACUUUGAACCGGACUUCAUAGUUACUGUGUUCAUCUUUGAUGUGUCGCUCUUUAUUUCUCUCUUAUGAUUACCGAAGCUUUUCUUUCUACUGUUUUUAUAUAUUUGAAGUAAAGUGUUAAAUUGAAGUAAUGAAUGGUUUACAUAUAGCUAAAUGCAUCUCUAUUAUGAAUGCAGAGCAGUGUACUUCGAAUUGUAGUUAAGGCAACAGUAUUAUUGAUUUUGUUAUUAUUUUGUCGAUGUAUGCAAGUGCAAUCACUCCCCAACCGAAGUU
Trifolium pratense (red clover) is the source of this 1303-nucleotide messenger RNA. RefSeq names its product 14-3-3-like protein GF14 iota. The coding region runs from base 170 to 946 and encodes 258 amino acids. Lineage: Eukaryota; Viridiplantae; Streptophyta; Magnoliopsida; Fabales; Fabaceae. The record is from RefSeq and is a predicted model, not a curated record. Gene Ontology annotation, biological process: signal transduction. Gene Ontology annotation, cellular component: cytoplasm. The transcript is spliced from 7 exons.